UUCGAGGGCUAGGAGAGAGGGGUUUAGUUGAUGUAGCUCUGUCUGUGGGCCGGGGGAUGAGCUUCCUAACCCGGGCUGCUCCGCUGAAACAUCCAUGGGUGGCUGUGUGGGGAGCCACCACGACUCUACGGGCAGCCUAAACGAGAAUUCGGACGGCACUGGAGUGGCUCUUGGGCGUAACCAGCCCCUGAAGAGAGAGCGGCCUAAAUGGAAAAGCGACUACCCGAUGACUGAAGGCCAGCUGCGCAGCAAAAGAGAUGAGUUCUGGGAUACGGCGCCAGCCUUUGAGGGCCGGAAGGAGAUCUGGGAUGCACUGCGGGCUGCGGCCAGUGCCUUUGAGAGUAAUGACCACCUUCUGGCUCAGGCCAUCCUGGACGGGGCCAGCAUCACACUGCCACACGGAGCUCUGACUGAGUGUUAUGACGAACUGGGCAAUCGUUACCAGCUGCCAGUUUACUGCCUCUCUCCUCCCGUCAACAUGAUUGAGGAGCGCUCCGAUGAGCCUGACGGUUCAGACCCAGACUCUGUGACAGCAGACCCGUCCUCGGGCAGCACCAGGGACCCUGUCCCCGGGGGCGAGUGCCAGCUCCGACUACGACUAUCGACAGGUCGCGACCUUCGGCUGGCGGUCCGAUCCACAGACACGGUGGGCAUGAUGAAGCGUCGUCUGCAAAGUCAGGAGGACGUGCCCUCUGCAAGCCAGCGCUGGUUUUUCUCAGGUCGGCCUCUGACUGACAGGCUGCGCUUGGACCAACUCAACAUUUCCAGGGACUAUGUAGUUCAGGUGAUCCUUAGCCAGCGUCCGCCACCAGAGCCUGGAACUCCAGUGGGACACACACCAGAGGCCUGUGGGCCUGCAGCAGUGGAGGAAGUGUCUUCUCUCCCUCAGGAGCCCAUGCCAGUGGAGAAUUAAAUCCCUGUAGCUGGCAGCCCGGACUUGGGCCCAUUUGCAGUCCUUGGAGUGUGAAGACAGAUGAGUAAAAGGCAUGAAACAGAAUUUAAGCUGAUUCCUCUCCUCUUCUGUGCUCUUCCGUUGUUUUUGCUGCAAAGGGCUACAGCGGGAAAGAAGUUAGCAUCUGCUGACGAUUUAAGACUCUUCCAAAGAGAAAAGACUCUUUCUUUUUGGUUUUACACAGAAACAUUUUGACCUUUUUGAAAGUCUUUUUAACUGUUCCUAUGGAAACCAAACUACAAAAGAGAAAUUUGUCCGGUGGUUUGAACCUUUUUACUUGGCAACACUGAGCUCUGAAUCUUUCUGUGUUUCAGUUUCAAGUUCUGCUUUCAGAGUGUCGGCAUGAUGAACUCUUUUAAGGCUACAGGGUUAUAAAUACAUCUACUUUACACACGUAUUUACUUCAGCCAGUUAAGGAAAACAUUUCUACAAUAAUAAAAGUUAUUAAAGGGUUAUAGUAACUACAAACGAGUUAAAUGAAAUAUUUCAGCCAGAGAAAGAUGAAAGCUGUGAAGGUUUUGUUUUUGUUUGAUGGUAUAAAGAUUUGUCUCCUGUCAACAACUCUGAAUCAGGGCGCAAGUGUUUUACCAAGCUGUUGAUGGAUUUAAUAUUUUAUUUUGUUUCUCUGAACAAUCAAACUAAUCAUUUGAUAAACAGCAAGUAAUUAUCCUUUGUGAGUAAAUGUGUUUGUGUGGACACGCACACACCUAUGAGGGAAAAUGAAGGACAUCAGACACAGCUGCAUAUUUUGGUUAAAAAUAGAAUUUUUUAAAAAUAAAAAAAUGUUGCUGAUAUUCCUUGA
Molecule: messenger RNA, 1754 nt
Organism: Nothobranchius furzeri (turquoise killifish)
Lineage: Eukaryota; Metazoa; Chordata; Actinopteri; Cyprinodontiformes; Nothobranchiidae
Gene: ubtd2
Product: ubiquitin domain containing 2
Molecular function (GO): protein binding
Source: RefSeq, a predicted model, not a curated record